Solanum stenotomum is the source of this 1579-nucleotide messenger RNA. Its product is annotated as transcription factor UNE10-like. Gene Ontology annotation, cellular component: nucleus. The record is from RefSeq and is a predicted model, not a curated record. The transcript is spliced from 6 exons. Gene Ontology annotation, molecular function: protein dimerization activity. The coding region runs from base 212 to 1528 and encodes 438 amino acids. NCBI's taxonomy places the organism in Eukaryota, Viridiplantae, Streptophyta, Magnoliopsida, Solanales, Solanaceae.
AGAGAUAUCCAUUUGAAAUCCAGGCUUUCUUGCUAUGUCACAUGUUGUGUGUUUCAGUAUAUAAUUAGUCAUUUGAAUGAGACAAUUCAAAAAGGGGACCAGAAAGCAAUAAGAAUAAUUAAUUUUUAGUAUAUAAAACAGAGAAGAAGCAGAGUUCAACAUUUGGGAACAGAGAAAAGGAAUAGAUUACUCAAUAAUCAUAUUAAUUAUCAUGAGUCAUUGCACGGUACCAACUUGGAAUCCAAGGUAUCAAAGACAAGAACAUGUCGUAGAAGCCGGAGAAGCUAACAAAUAUCCUCACGUACAUAACCAGCAGAUUCAAAUUAAUCAUCUUUUGCCCAUGUCUAGUAAGUGUGAAGAAGUUGCAGAGUUGACAUGGGAAAAGGGGCAGUUAGGAAUGCAUGGACUAGGGGGAAUCCUUUCCAUUUCACAAGCAAAACAGACACUGGGAAGAACCGGCGAUACAUUAGAGUCCAUCGUGCAUCAAGCCACACACCACGCGAAGAAUCAGACUUCAAUACAUCAAAAUUAUGACCUAAAUGAAGAUCAGUAUCUGAAAACUGGGGUGCUGUAUAGUGGAGGAAAAUGGGGCGAGAGUUCACAACAAAUGGCGCCUCCUCGAGCAACAGCGUUGGCAAAAAAGAGGAUGAGACCAUCAGAAUCUGACCCUCAAUAUGGUGGAGCUGAAGAUCGUGAGUAUGCAGAAGGUAGCGCGUGUGCAAGUGCCAGCGCUACCUUCUAUAGGGAGAAUGAUACCACCAUGGUUACAUGGCCUUCCUUUGACGAAUCUUCGCGUAGCAUCAAGUCUAAAACCACUUGUGAUGAGGAUUCUGCUUGUCAUGGUGGUGGCUCGGAAAACAAGGAGGAAGAACAUAAAACAAAAAGGUCCAACUCAUCAAGACGCAGCCGAGCAGCAGCUGUUCAUAACCAGUCAGAGCGGAGACGCCGAGAUAGAAUUAACCAAAGGAUGAAAGCUCUACAGAGAUUGGUACCAAAUGCAAGUAAGACAGAUAAAGCAUCAAUGCUUGAUGAAGUGAUAGAUUACUUAAAGCAGCUACAAGCACAAGUUCAAUUAAUGAGCAGUACUCCAAGAAACAUGACACCACAAAUGAUGACGCCUCUUGGAAUGCAUCAACAUAUUCAAAUGUCGUUGCUAGCAAGAAUGGGCGUGGGCGUUGGUCUUGGCAUGGGCAUGGGAAUGUUUGACAUGACUGCUUUAGCUCGCGCGGCUGCUGCUGCCUCUGCCACAACUCAUCCAAAUCAAAUGACUACUGCUCCCAUCAAUAUUCCAUUCACCCCACCAGGAGCCUUCGCGCUGUCUGCAGCCCCAGCUAAUUCUGUUAGCUCUGCCACCACCAGUACUACCACCAAUUCCACCCCUUUUACAAACCCCUAUAGCGCUUUUCUACCUCAAUCGAUGGACAUGGAGUUCUUCAACAACAUGGCAGCUUUGUAUCGGCAGCAAUUAGCUAAUCAAUCUACACAGAUAAUAGGCAGCAAGUUGAACCAGGGAGACCAGACAGAAUAGAAACUGAGUUUUUUUUUUAAAAAACAAUUCUAUAAUUUGUACUUAUAUUGU